Molecule: messenger RNA, 7373 nt
Organism: Pyrus x bretschneideri (Chinese white pear)
Lineage: Eukaryota; Viridiplantae; Streptophyta; Magnoliopsida; Rosales; Rosaceae
Product: E3 ubiquitin-protein ligase PRT6-like
Exons: 15
Coding region: 390-6608 (2072 amino acids)
Biological process (GO): ubiquitin-dependent protein catabolic process via the N-end rule pathway; protein ubiquitination
Cellular component (GO): ubiquitin ligase complex; cytoplasm
Molecular function (GO): zinc ion binding; ubiquitin protein ligase activity
Source: RefSeq, a predicted model, not a curated record
AAUUAAAAAUUAAAAAAAUUAAAAAUCCAGCCGAACAAGCAAACACCAAAAAUUAACUGCGAAGAACAAAAUUUUACACGCAAUCUGGACAAAUAUCCAAUUUUAUAUUCCCAAGUCCUCUUUCUCUGUCUCCGUAUAGAUUCUUCGAGUUCUUCUGCAUAAACCGCCAAGAGAGAGAGAAUUGAAUACAAUUAUUUGUAUAUAUUCAACUGUCAGAUGGUGAAUUAGGGCUUGCGAAAUUCGAUUUGGCAGUCGAAUAAGGAAGAAUUAUUAGAGUUUAUUGCACUAAUUAUUGUGGUUGUUGAGUAAUCCUGGGGAGUGAAGGCUCUGCGAUUAAGCUUUGUUUGUGCUGCGUGGAUUGGAUUGCUCGGUGCUGGAGUUCUGAUACUAUGGAAGCCGAUUUGCCUCCUGAAUACACGCACAUCAAGCAUCGUGAUCGAAUCGUGCGGAGGCUAGCUCAACUGGGAGUGCCAAACGAGUUUCUUGGUGAAUACCAACGUGGGUUGGUUGCUUUUAUUAAGAAUAACAAGCAACGGAUACCGGAACUGGUUUCCGCUAUACUACCCGCUGAUGACGAAGUGGCUCUAAGUGAAGCAAAACCAGGGACUAAGAAACAAGGUGUAAGCAUGAAAAGUCAAUUCCACGAAAGCAUGUCGUGGUUGCAGUGGUUGAUGUUUGAGGGUGAACCUAAGUCAGCCCUGAAGAGUCUCUCCAAAAUGAGUGUUGGGCAGCGUGGUAUUUGUGGAGCUGUUUGGGGACAUAACGAUAUAGCUUACAGAUGCCGAACAUGUGCAAAUGAUCCAACAUGUGCAAUUUGUGUUCCGUGCUUUCAGAAUGGGAACCACAAGGAUCAUGAUUAUUCAGUUAUUUAUACUGGUGGUGGUUGUUGUGAUUGUGGUGAUGUUACAGCAUGGAAGCGCAAAGGCUUUUGCUCAAAUCAUAAAGGUGCGGAACAGAUACAACCUCUUCCAAAGGAGAUUGCAAACAUUGUAGGGCCUGUUCUUGAUUGCCUCUUUGAUAUAUGGAAAACCAAGCUGGUUCUUUGUGAAACUAUCUGGCGGGAAAAUGCUAGAGCAAGUGACCAAGUUGGAGAACGUAGAAAGGUUGAAAAUGAGUUAACUUUUUUCGUGGUUGAGAUGCUUCUAGAAUUCUGUAAGUACAGUGAGAGUUUGCUAAGUUUUGUAUCCAAGACGGUUUUAGCAUCAGGGGAUCUAUUAGGGAUUCUUAUGACGGCAGAAAGGUUUUUGAAUGACACUGUUAUGAAAAGGCUGCAUGAGUUGCUACUGAAACUGCUGGGAGAACCUGUUUUCAAAUAUGAGUUUGCCAAAGUAUUUUUGAGUUACUACCCAGCUGUUGUAGGUGAAGCCAGAAAGGAAUUAAGCCACCCUUCUGUAAAAAAGUAUCCACUGCUCUUUGCAUUCUCUGUUCAAAUCUUCACGGUGCCAACUUUAACACCUCGUCUUGUGAAAGAAAUGAACCUGCUGUCUAUGCUGAUGGGAUGCUUGGAAGAUAUUUUCAUUUCCUGUGCUGGAGAUGACGGUCGUUUACAGGUUACCAAGUUUUCAAAUUUGUAUGAGAUCACAAUUCGUGUGAUUGAAGAUAUUAGAUUUGUUAUGAGCCAUGCUACAGUGCCCAAAUAUGUAACUCAUGACCAGCAAAAUAUUUCAAGAACUUGGAUGAGACUCUUGGCUUUCGUGCAAGGCAUGAACCCUCAAAAAAGGGAAACAGGCCUGCUCAUUGAAGAAGAAAAUGAGAAUAUGCAUCUGCCGUUUGUUCUAGGUCAUUCAAUUGCCAACAUUCAUUCUUUAUUGGUGGAUGGGGCAUUUUCUGUAGCUAUUGACAAGAUGGAUGAAGACUCUCUUUUCAGAACAUAUAAGCAGGAUACGGAUGACAGGGAUAGCCUAAGACAUUCAAAAGUAGGACGGCUGUCCCAGGAAAGUUCUGCAUGUAGUGCAGUGGGGAGUAGUUCAUUUGCGUGUGAGUCAAAGGUUUCUGAAGAUAAAUCAGAUGCUCUUUCUGAUUUGUUGAUUCCACCAUCUGUGAUGUGGCUAACAUAUGAGUGCUUGAGGGCAAUUGAGAAGUGGCUGGGAGGUGAUAAUACCUCCAGGACUCUUCUUGAUGCAUCUUCUCCAAGUACUUGCAAUUUCUCUGCUAGCAAUUUUUCAGCAUUGAAGAGAACAUUAUCCAAGAUCAGGAAAGGAAAAUAUAUUUUUGGUAGACUUGCCAGUUCUAGUGAAGAUCAUGGCAAGCAGUGUUCAUCACAUUUACAUAGUGAUUGCAAUAUGAGUGUUGACCCCCAGAAUGGCAGAAUUGCAGGGCAGGAGAAUAAUUUGAUGGUUACUGACAACAUUGAUUCAGUCAAUGCCUGCAAUCCUGCAGGAUUUGAUGAUAGUGCUAUGGAAGUAGAUGGUGCCACGGACUUAGAUGCUCUACGUGUAUUGAGUUUGUCUGAUUGGCCAGACAUAACAUAUGAUGUUAAUUCACAGGAUAUAUCUGUUCACAUUCCUUUACACCGCUUACUUUCCUUGCUUUUACAGAAAGCAUUAAGAAGAUGUUUUGGUGAAGUGCCAGAUCUGGCUAGCAUUACUUCUGUAAAUUCAUCAUCAGCUAUUUUAACUGACUUCUUUGGAAAUAUUCUGGGAGGCUGCCACCCGUAUGGAUUUUCUGCCUUUGUUAUGGAGCAUCCCCUUCGGAUCAGAGUAUUUUGUGCCGAGGUUCAUGCGGGAAUGUGGCGGAAAAAUGGGGAUGCAGCCCUAUUAUCUUGUGAGUGGUAUCGUUCAGUUCGCUGGUCUGAACAGGGUUUGGAGCUUGAUCUGUUUCUACUUCAAUGCUGUGCUGCCUUGGCUCCAGCUGAUCCUUAUGUUAACAGAAUUGUAGAACGCUUUGGCCUGUCCAGUUACCUUUCUUUGAACCUUGAGCACUCUAGUGAAUAUGAGACUGUUCUAGUGCAAGAAAUGCUCACUCUUAUUAUACAAAUAGUCAAAGAAAGGCGAUUUUGUGGUCUAACUAAAGCUGAAAGUUUGAAAAGAGAGUUGGUUCAUAAAUUAGCCAUUGUGGAUGGCACUCAUAGUCAAUUGGUUAAAUCUCUUCCUCGUGAUCUGUCCAAGUCUGAUCAGCUACAUGGAAUUUUGGAAUCCAUUGCCGUGUACUCCAAUCCCUCUGGCUUUAAUCAGGGGACUUAUUCACUACAAUGGACAUUUUGGAAAGAACUGGAUUUGUACUACCCUCGUUGGAACUCGAGGGAUCUGCAAGCUGCUGAAGAAAGAUACUUGCGUUUUCGUGGUGUUUCUGCAUUGACCACUCAGCUACCCAGAUGGACUAAGAUUUAUUGUCCUUUCAAAGGGGUAGCUAGAAUUGCUACAUGUAAAGCAGUCCUUAAAAUUAUCCGUGCUGUGUUGUUUUAUGCUGUUUCUUCUGAUAAAUCAAGUGAGUCACGGGCUCCUGAUAGUGUUCUGUUAACUGCAUUGCACUUACUUUCGUUAGCAUUAGACAUUUGUUCUCAACAUAAGGAAGCUGGUGAUAAGUCUUGUUAUGAUGGAGAUGCAAUUCCCAUGCUAGCUUUUGCUGGGGAAGAAAUCAAUGAAGGACGAUACUUUGGUGCUGGUCAACAAAGCUUGCUGUCACUUCUUGUUAUCUUGAUGAGGAUGUAUAAGAAAGAGAAUGUCAACAAUUGUUUGGAAGCUGGAAGUUGUGACCUCUCUUCUUUAAUUGGAAGUUUAUUAAAGAAGUUUGUAGAGAUUGAUUCUGGAUGUUUGACCAUAUUACAACAACUUGCACCUGAAGUGGUUGGUCUUGUGUCGCAAUCUUCUCCAAAUGUUGACGCUAAGACCUCAGGUUCAAUUUCUGACUCUGAGAAGCGCAAGGCAAAAGCCAGAGAGAGACAGGCUGCCAUAUUGGAAAAAAUGAGAGCCGAACAAUCCAAGUUUAUGGCCAGUGUUAAUUCCACUGUGGACGAGGGUUCAAAAUCGGAGCAAGAGGUUUGUGAACUUAAUGUUGAAGAUGAUUUGGAAGAGUCUGAACAAGUUGUUUGCUCUCUUUGUCAUGAUCCCAGUUCCAGAAAUCCGAUAUCCUACUUGGUUUUACUUCAGAAAUCUAGACUUUUGAGUUUCAUAGAAAGAGGUCCCUUGUCAUGGGAGCAACCACGUUGGAUAGACAAGGAGCACAUCUCUAUUACCACAAACGAGGUUAAUGAUCAAUCCGGAUUAAGCACUUUAUCAAGUGGUUCAGGACCACAACUGGUGCCAUCUGAUCCUUGUAGACAUUUGGUUCAGAAUGCAGUCACCGAAUUUGCCUAUCAUGGACAACCUAGGGAUGUUGACGCUCUUAUAGAUUUUCUCAAGGGCCGGUUCCAUGAAUUAAGUUUCCAUGAAUUAAGGAAUAUCCAAGUGCAACGUGAAUCAAAUGAUGAAAGGGAAAAUACUUUAUAUACAUUUGAGACAAUGGAAGAUGAUAUGUACAUCUCCAUCCAAAAGGAAAUGCGUGAUAAGAUGCUUCAUUCUAAUCCUUUAGAGGAUAAGGGAUUUUCAACUCCUGAAGGGGAUCAAGAAGAAACUAAGCAUGCUGAAUUUAUGUUACUUGGAAAAUAUAUAGCUUCUCUUUCUAGAGAGACAACAGAGAAUCCUUCAUCUUCCGAAAGUGCUCCUAAUGAAAGGGUGACAGUAGAUUCUUCUUGUCUUUCAGCACAUGACGGAUUUGGCCCGACAGAUUGUGAUGGAAUUUAUCUUUCUUCCUGUGGACAUGCUGUACAUCAGGGAUGCCUUGAUCGUUAUUUAUCUUCGUUGAAGGAAAGGUAUCUUAGAAGAAUUGUUUUUGAAGGGGGACAUAUUGCAGAUCCCGACAAGGGGGAGUUUCUCUGCCCUGUAUGCCGUCGACUUGCAAAUUCUGUCUUGCCCGCUUUGCCAGAGUUUCUCCAGGUCACUAAGGAGCCUCUGUAUUCAGGUGUUAGUUCGUCGCAUGCUACUGGUCAAUCGGUCAAAUCAGGUGACGAAAUUAGUUCUCUUCAGCUUCAACAAGGGUUGGCUCUCUUGCAAUCUGCAGCAGAGGCAUAUGGGAAGGUUGGAAGUCUAAAAGGUUUCCCCCUUCAGAAAUGUGGAAGAAUGACCUCAGACCUUGAACCAAUUUUUCGAUUGCUCUGUAAGAUGUAUUUUCUGUCUAAACCGGAUAAGUUAUCAGGAUCUGCCAGGGUCAACCACCCAAUGCUUAUGUGGGACAUAAUUAAGUACUCUCUACUAUCAACAGAAAUUGCUGCUCGUUCUGGUGGGAAAUAUGCAACUCUAAGCUAUGGCCUUAGUACACUGUAUAAGGAACUUGAAUCAAGUAGAUUUAUUUUGUCCUUGUUGCUGAAAAUAGUCCAAAAUAGAAGAAAGAAUUCUCUUCAUGUCCUUCAGAGAUUUAUAGGAAUUCAAAGCUUUACAGAGUCUAUACUAUUUGGAGUUUCCAUAGACGUUGGCAAUGAAACAUGUGGACAAGGUGCUAUGCUGCGUAUCUUGGAACAUGUUGAUCUAGCAGUAUCAUAUCCUGAUAUUCAGUUCUGGAAUCGAGCUUCUGAUCCUGUCCUUGCUCGUGAUCCCUUUACAUCAUUGAUGUGGGUUCUUUUUUGUCUUCCAUACCAAUUUUUAUCAUGUGAAGAUUCAUUGUUAUCCCUAGUGCACUUAUUUUAUGUUGUCUCUGUAGUUCAGGGCAUAAUGACAUUUUGUGGGAAAAAUCAAUGUGACAUUAGUGGAUUAGGUAUUGAUGAUUGCCUGGUUACUGACAUAUCUAAACUUAUGGAAGAAUCUGGAGCCACCCAGCAAUAUUUCGUUUCAAACUAUAUUGGCUCUUCUUGUAAUAUUAAGAACAUAGUUUGCAGCCUGAGUUUCCCUUAUUUGCGGAGGUGCGCAUUGCUGUUGAAGCUGCUGAACUCUUGUUCCCGAUUACCAUUCCAUGAAAGGUAUAAUGUCUUGGAUAGAUCUCAUGCCAUUGGUGACAUGAUGGACACCACUUAUGUGGCACUGGUGAAUCUAAAUGAUGUUCAAGAAAUAGAAAGCAUGUUCAAGGUUCCUACACUGGAUGUUAUCUUUAAGGAUAAAGUGGUACGUUCAAUAGCUCAGAAAUGGUUCCAUCAUUUUCGGAAGGAGUUGGAGGUCCAAAGAUUUCAAGGAAGCAUGCACUGUAGCCCUGCAGUUCCCUUCCAAUUGAUGCGUCUGCCUCGAGUUUACCAGGACAUAUUGCAGAGGUAUAUAAAACAGCGUUGUCCUGAUUGCGAGGAUAUUCUUGAUGACCCUGUAUUGUGCUUGCUUUGUGGGAGAUUAUGCUCUCCAAGCUGGAAGUCAUGUUGCAAGGAAAGUGAAUGCCAAACUCAUGCAGUGUCCUGUGGUUCUGGUACUGGGGUAUUUCUGUUGAUCAGGAGGACAACAAUUCUGCUGCAAAGAUCUGCACGGCAAGCUCCCUGGCCAUCACCCUACUUGGAUGCUUUUGGAGAAGAGGAUAUUGAAAUGCAGAGAGGAAAGCCGUUGUACUUGAACAAGGAACGUUAUGCAGCUUUAACUUACUUGGUUGCUUCUCAUGGCCUUGAUCGAAGCUCCAAGGUUCUUGGACAAACUACUAUUGGUUCUUUCUUCAUGGUUUAGUUUGGAUUUCAAGAGAUUGAUGGCAAAGGAUUCUUGAUAGCAGCAGAUAAUAUCCACUUCCGAAAAUAAAUCUGGACCUAGGAUCAACGGUUCAGUUUACUGCACAUUGAGGUUGGUGGCUACUGGUGAUGCUAUAAGUUAACUAUUAAAAUUCUGAAAAUGGCAGAUGCUUGGGUAUCCCUCUCCAUAGGUUGAAAAUUUGGUCCCAAGGGAAGACUAGUUUAUUGGCGGCAGGUUGUUCCUUCCGUUUUUUAUGCAUGUACAGUUCGAUAUGAUGCUGAAGUCUGAAGUCUCUACUGCGAACUAUCUUCACCAGGGGGUUGUCCAUCAAACGGUUGUACAUAAAAGUUUAACCAUAAUUCAUGAGCCACUGAUUUAUGGGUAGUGGCAUUUGCAUGCUUUGCUUUAGCAGUUGAGGAGAGAAGCCUCCACUGCUGCCGGGUCCAUCGCUCUCUCUCUCUGUUUGUGGUGUUAUUUAUUUAUUUGUUUUAUAAGCAUUCUUUUUCUCCAAAGAGCUGAGGGGGGAGGCAGAGUGGCUUGUGGAGCUGUUAAUAGAGAUUUCUAGUUGUUCCGGUCGGGCGUGUCGAUAAAUCCUUUGAUCCGUUAAAAGCUUCCAUAGCUAAAAGUUUGAAAAUACAAAGAACUGCUCAUGGUCCCUAGCGCUUUCAGCGAAAGACACGGAAAAGAAGUUAUAAAAGCACUUUAUAACAUUUUUAGGUGGUUAUAUGUCGAAUGUGCCAAUGUUAAUCAGAGCUUUUAGUUGUC